Messenger RNA from Ixodes scapularis (black-legged tick), 1251 nucleotides. RefSeq names its product POU domain, class 3, transcription factor 4. Gene Ontology annotation, cellular component: nucleus. Bases 1 to 1251 code for a protein of 416 amino acids. The record is from RefSeq and is a predicted model, not a curated record. The transcript has a single exon. Lineage: Eukaryota; Metazoa; Arthropoda; Arachnida; Ixodida; Ixodidae. Gene Ontology annotation, molecular function: RNA polymerase II cis-regulatory region sequence-specific DNA binding; DNA-binding transcription factor activity, RNA polymerase II-specific. Gene Ontology annotation, biological process: regulation of transcription by RNA polymerase II; brain development.
AUGGCAACGGGCUCGUCGAACCCCUACAUCGGCACGAGCGCAGUGUCCAGCCUGACGUCGGUGCACCUGCCGCCGAGCCAGCCGAUGCAGGUGGCCAGCUCGCAGCCGUCGGGCUACGGCCGCGAGCCGCCGGAGAUGAAGUACAUGCCGCCGCAGCACCAGGGCCCCAACGGGCUCUCGCACCACCACCACCACGCGGCGCAGUGGGUGUCUCUGCCCACGCACGCCGAGGCGUCCAUGUGGUCGUCGGCCAUGGCGCCCUCCAUGGCCGACAUCAAGCCCCCGCAGACGGCCGACAUGGCGGCGCUCGGACACCACCACGGGCUCGGCGGCCACCCGCGCGCCCAGCACAUGGGCUCGUGGGCCGUGUCACCGCACAUGGCCGGCAUGGGCGGCAUGCACCCGCACCAGCAGCACCACCACCACCCGUACGGCGGCAUGAACGGCAUGCUGGGCCACGGCGGCGCUGCCCAGGCGCACCCUGCGAUGCGCGAGGUCCCUCACGCCGACCAGGUGCCCCCUCACCCGCACAUGGGCCACCAGGACCCCCGGGCGCUGGACCACCGGCACCCGAGCGAGAGCGGAGAGGAGGAGGCGCCUAGUUCGGACGAUCUGGAACAGUUUGCGAAGCAGUUCAAGCAGCGGCGCAUCAAGCUGGGCUUCACGCAGGCCGACGUGGGCCUGGCCCUGGGCACGCUGUACGGCAACGUCUUCUCGCAGACCACCAUCUGCAGGUUCGAGGCACUCCAGCUGAGCUUCAAGAACAUGUGCAAGCUCAAGCCGCUGUUGGCCAAGUGGCUGGAAGAGGCCGACUCGACGACGGGCUCGCCCACGUCCAUCGACAAGAUCGCGGCGCAGGGCCGCAAGCGCAAGAAGCGCACCAGCAUCGAGGUGUCGGUCAAGGGGGCCCUGGAGUCGCACUUCCACAAGCAGCCCAAGCCGUCCGCCCAGGAGAUCGCCUCCCUGGCCGACAGCCUGCAGCUGGAGAAGGAAGUGGUCCGCGUCUGGUUCUGCAACCGGCGGCAGAAGGAGAAGCGGAUGACGCCGCCCAUCAACCAGCCGCAGGCUGGGGCACCGGGCGGGCCCCCGACGCCAGACCUGCAGCUCAUGUGCCACGGGGGCUCUCCGGGGGACAUGCACCACCACUCGCCGCCCAUGCUCCAGUCUCCGCCGCCGCCUCCCUUGCAGUCCCAGCAGCCUCAGGGGGGCCCCCACGGACUCCACCCGGGCCAGUCCCUGGCGGCCCACUGA